Molecule: messenger RNA, 3566 nt
Organism: Apis cerana (Asiatic honeybee)
Lineage: Eukaryota; Metazoa; Arthropoda; Insecta; Hymenoptera; Apidae
Molecular function (GO): protein binding
Source: RefSeq, a predicted model, not a curated record
AUAUAAUACAAACAUGUAUUAUUCUAAAAUAUAAUAUAAAAUACCAGAUUUAAUAAAUCAAUUUUAUUUAUAUAUUUUUUCUACAUGUUAUUUUUUUAUUUAAUUUCUUUGAUAAUUAUUUAUUAAUAAUUUAAAUAAAGAUAAAAUUUAUUAUAUAAUUUAUUAUUUAAUUGAUAACAUGCAGUUUCAAAGGAUUCAUAAAAAUAUAUUAAUAUUAUUAAUAUAAUUUAAAAUAAUACAUAUUUGAUAUUUUUUUAGAUAUUUUUAAAUAAUUUAUCAAUGUUUUAAAAUUUUAAUAUAUCGUGUAUAUAGAUUCUUGACUAGUUUAAUCAGAUGAUACAUAAAGUUAUUGAUCAAAAUGGAAAGUCAAAAAGCAUGCGCGUUUUUCUUAUAAAUGACAAGAAGAUGAUGUUUUACAGAGCUUUGCAAGUGUUUUUCCAUUUUUUUACAAUUUUAUUAUGUAUAUCUGGUGAAACGUUAGUAAAAAAAAAUGAAAAACGCACUAAUUUCAGAAACAAUUAUCAAAUGUGCCUCGACAGUUUUAAAAUUCACGAAGAUAAAAUUAUUCGAACACAGGAAUCCCGAGAUAUGGGUGCUAAAUUUUUAAAAGAAUACGAUGUUGAUUCUAGAGAAGACUGUUUAAAGUUUUGCUGUGAUACUGAAAGUUGUGAUGUAUUUAUUUUUGAAGAAAAGAAAUCUGGAAGUUGUUAUCUUUUUCAAUGUGGUCCAUUACAUGACUUUAAAUGUAAAUUUACCAAUCAUGCUAAUUAUAGUAGUGCAGUACGCAACUAUAAUUCACAAUUAGAAAAGGAACAAGAACAUGAAUUACAAUCCCUUAGAAAAUUAUCAGAUCCAGCACCACCAGAAUAUUCCUUCACAGAACCAUCUAUGAAAUUAAUUACAACUUUAACACCAAAGUCAUUAUUGACAACAUCUCUACCUAUUAAGCAAGUUUGUAGUAGGAAUCAAUAUGAGUGUCGUUCAUCUGGAGAUUGUAUAGCAGUAUAUAAUGUAUGUGAUGGUAUACCACAAUGUGCAGAUGGAUCUGAUGAAGCAGCAGAUCUAGUAUGUCCCACAGAAAAGCCAACAAUUUUGCCUUCUAUAAUUCAAGGACCUCAAUCACCUUCACCAUUAUUACCUGUUGAUAUAAUAAAAUAUCAACAAAUGAUUGAUCAACAUAAAUCCCUUCCUCCUAUGUAUGCUCGCAUUCCAGAAGUUAAUUGGAAAUUGCCUAAUUUAUCUCACAGAAUGAUUCCACAACAGCCCCUUUUAUAUUCAGUUCAACGAAUGGAAGUACCUCAAAUACAUAAAGGUUUUGCUGCACCAGGAUAUGUAUGGGAUUAUCAAUCUAUGUAUGAUCAAAACAAAGACAUUUAUAAUUCAUUUCAUGAACAAGGAAAUUCAAAUCCUUAUGAACAAGAUCAAUCGCAUAUUUUUAAUCAUAAAGGAUCAGGUAUAAUAGGGGAAAAAGAGAUAGACAGUGGCAUUUAUUCAGAUAUAAAACAUCCAUAUAUAUCACAUUUUCCAUCCUCGAAUAGAGGUAAAUGGCAAAACAAUCAAGUUUAUCCAUCUUCAUCAUCAAUAUCAAAUGUGCAACAAAAGCAAAUAUUCGAAAUAGAAAAAAGUGUUAUUAUUACAACAACACCUCCUUGUGAUACAUCACAUGAACAAAAAGAUGUUUCAUCAAAUAAAGAUAUUAAUAAAAUCUAUCAAGAAGAUAAACAUGGACUACAUGAAAAAGAAAUUAAUCAAAAUAAUAAACAAAAUAUGUUAAAAGAUGAAACACAAAAAUUUAAUCAUAUUCAAACAAAAGAGCCAAAAGAACAUAAAAGUAUAAUGGUUAUAAAAGAUCAUACUAAAGAACAUGGGAAAAAUACCUUAAUAGCAGAAUAUUUAAAAGCAAAUGAAAAUGAAGUUCUAAAACCUAGGGGAGCAGUUAUAUCUUUGGCUUUAGGACUUACAAUAAUAGCUAUUACAGCUACAUUAAUUGCUUGUCGAUUGCGAGUUGUUCGAAGACGUGGAAGACGACAUGGACCAUAUGCCUAUGAUGCGGAUUAUUUAGUAAAUGGAAUGUAUCUUUAAGUGAGUAUGAAUUUUUUUAGACAAAGAAGUUUAGUGAUAUUUUUAUAUUGUUUUAAAUAAUUAUAUAAUGAAAUAUGUUUUAUUUUAACACUUUGAUUUUAAAACAAAUUGAAAAUAUUUAUUUGUACUUUAUACUUAUGAAAUUUUUUUUGUUUUUUUUUUAAUGUGCAAUAUAUUUUGUGUAAAAAUAAUUGUAUUAAAUUUAUUAAUAUGUUGUAAAAUUUCUAUAUAUUUUGUUAAAUUUAUAUUAUAUUUACAAGAAAUAUAUUAAAGUAUUUCAUGAAAUAAAUUUUUAAUCAAAUAAUUUAUAUUCAUCAAUCAAAGUUCUUUACUCUAAUUUGGUAUUGAUUAUAUAAUAAGUUUGAAAAUAUUGACAAUACAAGAAGAAAUUCAAAAUUAUCAAAUAGAAUAAUUUUUGAUAUAAAUUAUUUUCAAUAUUUUCAUAAUAUGAAAAAAAAUUGAAAUUUUGUCUAUGGAAAUUUAAGACAAUAUUUGAAAAAAUAGAAUUAUCAACUUGUAACAAAAUUAUAUUUAUACAUAACUUUUACAGCCAUAUAAUACAUAAGGUACAUAAUUAUUCUCAAUAAUAAAAUCAAUGUUUUCAAGAUUAUAAUAACUAUUUAUUCUAAAAAAAUUGUUAUUUUGUUGUUUUUUAUAUUUUAAUUUAAUUGUUUAUCUCCAUAAAAAUUUAAAUUUUUUUGUAUUUCUAAAAAGGAAUACAUAUAUAUAUAUAUGUAUAUAUAUAUAUACAUACACAUAAAUUCGAUUAAUCUACAUUAUUAGAUAUAAUGCAAAUAUAAAAAUUAUUAUAUUAUUAUAAUUCUAUAUACGCGUCUAAAAUUUUCAAAUCAUAUUUUUAAAUACUAUAAUAUUAUUUAAUUAAAUUAAUUAAAUUCAUAAUGUGUAUAAAAUAUUUUAAAAAAAAAUGGAAGAACUUAAAUUACUAACAUUUUUCCUAUUAUAUUAUAACUAUUUUCAAUAAUAUUAAAAUAAUCAGCUAACUAGUAGAUUGAAAAAAUUUUGCAUUUAUUAAAGAAAAUAAUUCUUAAAAUUCUUUUACAUUAUAAUUUUAAAAUUAGUAAUUAAUCUUUCAAAAUAUAUAUUUUUUUUAUAUAUAUUUUUAUCAAACAAAAUAAUCAUUUUUCAGUAAAAAAGACAGUCUUGUUUUAUUAAAAAAUCAAUUAAUUUUAAUUUAUAAUAUAUUAAUUAUAAAUUAUUUUUAUUUAUUAUAUUCAUGUAUGUCUGAAUAAUAAUUUUAAUUAAUAGUUCAAUUUGUAUAUAAAAAAAAUAAUAUUUACUUAGAUAUGAAUAUUGUACAAUUGAAAAAAUAUUAACAGAAUAGAAAUAAUUUCAAUUAUAAUAUAAAAAAAUAGAAGUUUGUAUCAUUAUUGAUACUGCAAUGACAACAAGUGAAAAUUAUGAUAAUGUUUAUAAGUGGGACUGUAUGUUUGUUUAAAAUGAAAUAAAAAUAUUAUUUAAUAAUA